Mugil cephalus (flathead mullet) is the source of this 2151-nucleotide messenger RNA. RefSeq names its product cytosolic arginine sensor for mTORC1 subunit 1 (gene castor1). The transcript is spliced from 9 exons. Bases 193 to 1236 code for a protein of 347 amino acids. Gene Ontology annotation, cellular component: cytosol. Gene Ontology annotation, biological process: negative regulation of TORC1 signaling; cellular response to L-arginine. The record is from RefSeq and is a predicted model, not a curated record. Lineage: Eukaryota; Metazoa; Chordata; Actinopteri; Mugiliformes; Mugilidae. Gene Ontology annotation, molecular function: arginine binding.
CAGUAGUUGAGAAGGGGCUGGAAUCCGAUUGCGUCGGAUGUUUUUCGUGUUAUGAGCUGAGCGUCCGCAGCGGGGACGUGAGGAGGUGUUUUUCUUUUUUAGUCGUCGGUAACGUAUCACUCCCCCCCCCGUGGCCUAAAUUUAACAUUUGAAUGCUAUCGGCCAGCUGAGAGAAGGCGCUUUCUCCGCCGCAUGCACGACCAGAGGAGCUGGGAGACCACCAGGAGCAUGGACUUACACAUCCUGGACCACAGGCUGCGGGUCACCAGCAUAGCCAAGAACGGGCUGGUGAACUUCACACACCCCCUGAUCAAGCUGAUAUUCCUCCGGAACAGGACACGGUGUAAGUUUUUCAGCCUGACAGAGACACCUGAGAACUACACGGUCGUCCUUGACGAGGAGGGAUUCAAAGAGCUGCCGCCCUCGGAGCACCUCCAAGUAGAGAGCUCCAUCUGGCUGCCACUCAACGUGGUCUCCAACGGCAACGCCUCCAGCAGCUCACAGGCUGUCGGCGUGACCAAAAUCGCCAAGUCGGUCAUCGCCCCGCUGGCCCAGCAGCACGUCUCCGUCUUCAUGCUCUCCACUUAUCAGACCGACUUCAUCCUGGUGAGAGAGAAGGACCUGUCUGUAGUCAUCAGCACUCUGGAGGAGGAGUUCAGCAUCUACAAGGAGGUGGGAGGAGAGUCUGUUCCCGUGCACUGCCAGCACGAAUCCAACGGCCUCCAGAAGAACGGCAAAGACGCCAUCCAGCCCACAGUUCACCCAGUGCUGAUCCCCCAGAACCACUUCUGCGUCAUGUCCCUGGACCCGGACACGCUGCCGUCCAUCGCCACCACGCUCAUCGACGUCCUCUUCUACUCCAGCAGUCCUAAAGAAGACACGCAGUCGUCUCCUCCGGGUCAGGAUUUGGAUUGCAUCAAGUUCUUCUCCUUCUCCCUGAUCGAUGGAUACAUCUCACUGGUGAUGGACACUGAAGCUCAGAGACAGUUCCCCGCUCAUCUUCUCUUCACCAGUUCGUCUGGGGAGCUGUGGAGAAUGGUUCGUAUCGGGGGACAACCCCUGGGCUUCGAUGAAUGUGGCAUAGUCGCCCAGAUAUCUCAGCCUCUCGCAGACAGUGACAUCUCUGCCUAUUACAUCAGCACCUUCAGCUUCGACCACGCUCUGGUCCCAGAGGAGGAUAUCGUGAGCGUGACAGACAUGCUCCGCCACCAGAGGAAAGAACCGGCCGCCAGCUGAUUCCUGAAGAUCCUCAGACCGAGCUGGUGGAUCCUGGCUCGUACCACAAUCCCACGGUGGCUAGUGGCGGCCGGGAUUUGCUGGGGAAUAGGUCAGCAUGAAGGCAAAGGAAAGGAAAGGAGACUAACCUUGUGCCUAGAUUAGCACUGCAUCGCCAGCAGUAUUAACUAUUACCGAUUUGCCAUGAACACCGGAAGCGCUUUCUUACCGUGUGUGAACACAAAAAUUUGUACCUGUGAGGUUACCGGUCUUACCUCUCCGGUGCAGGAUGCGGAGUCCCGGUUGGGCCAAAAAAGCACACACGAUGCACAACGCGGUGCACAAAUAAAUUCACAGUCAAAUUCUCAAGCAGAAAUUCAGACGUAAACAUGUACGAUAGACUCUUUCUCUGUAAUACCGACUUGAGAUCUGUGUUUGUGGCCUGAAGUUGAAUUAUUAAAAACAUUAUUUUUGCUGGAUACACAGCAGAAGACAGUCGCAUACAUCUUGACAGUGUUAUAAACACACAACUUAGUCUUCCAGUAAUGUUUGUAUCUUAACACCGUGUGUCUAAACAACUUUAUAUUCGAUCCGAGGCCAUUUGCAAUUUUUUCUGUGUGUGAAACUGAAAGCGUGUGUGUGUGUGUGUGUGUGUGUGUGUGUGUGUGCUUGAGAGGCCAUUGUGCGAGAGUACUUGCAAAUCAUCCCUUGCAAAAAAAAAAAAAAACUGAGAGUUUUGGUUUCUGGGCUCCGUCACUGGUUUCAGAAGAAUGUUUAGAUUCUUGUGUAUUAGCUCGACUGCAAAUGCGCUAGGAGUGGUUUGUGUUGUUUUCUUUUUUUAACAAGAGGUCAUCAUUUCUUAACAGCAUUACCCAAGGUCAUUAACACUAUCUCUUAUUUUUUGUUAUUUGCACAAUAAACUUUUAAUUUAGCUAA